This is a messenger RNA of Trichoderma aggressivum f. europaeum, 1098 nucleotides long. RefSeq lists its product as uncharacterized. The transcript has a single exon. The record is from RefSeq and is a predicted model, not a curated record. The coding region runs from base 1 to 1098 and encodes 365 amino acids. NCBI's taxonomy places the organism in Eukaryota, Fungi, Ascomycota, Sordariomycetes, Hypocreales, Hypocreaceae.
AUGGCCUCAGUCGAAGACAAGAUUCGCUCUGCCGCAACUCGCAACCACGAGCUGCUCGGCGUCCUCUCUGUCACAGACCAUGCCGUACCCGACCUCAAGAACCAGAAAAGCUACAUUGCCGACUUGGAAAGCCAGGUCAAAAAGAACGCAAACAAACUCACGAUUCUCAAAAGCAAACACGCAGUCGAGCUGAGGGACCACGAGAACUACCGCGACAGCGUCGUCCGGCGCUUCGUGUACAAGAUUGGUGGCCAAAAGGACAAGUUUGAGGCUCGCGCCGCCAAAGAAGAGCGCGAAUAUUUUGACGUGUUGCAAGAAGAGCAUCGCGAGACGGAGGCGAAGAAGAACCUCGAGUCUGCGCUUGCCCAGGCGCGUAAAGCGUCAGCAGAGCUCGAAGCCGUCGUCGAGCGACACAAUACUGCACAGCAAGAGCUCGACAGUCUCUACAACGACAUCUUCUCGGGGCCCACGCCUCAGUUCCCCGAGGAGGACGAGCGGGAGCAGGCCUGUACGUCAGCGCAGACAAACUACCAAGAAGCCCGUAUGCGAGCGGAGAGCCAGUUCCAGGCCAUCAAGAUGCUGGAGCAGGCAAAGCAGCGCAUGGGCAACGCGCUCAAGGCCAUGCAGGAUGCGCUAUCGGCGUCUCGCCUCGACAUGUUUGGCGGCGGCACCAUGGCGGAUGUGAUGGAGCGAAAUGCCCUCUCCCGGGCCGAAGUGCAACUCUCCCAAGCCCGCAUGGACAUGAUGAACGCCCAGCGGAUGGACGCCGCAAUCAAAGACUUGCCCGGCGUGAAAAUCUCCCACGGCAGCUUGAUGGGCGAUGUGCUGUUUGACAACAUCUUCUCGGACAUGGACUUUCACGACAAGAUCAAGCGGUCAAACGCCGAGGUGGAGCACUGCGCCAAGGUGCUCAAGCAGGAGAUUCAAGGAGCACAACAGCGGCAUCAGGGCACCGAGGCCGAGGUCAAGGAGUGGGAGAGACACCUGAAAGAUGCGCGGGCGGCGCUGCAGACGGCGAGGGAGAUGGCGUUUGAGAGGACGCUCAACGGUGGGGGAGGAGAGUUGCCGCCGGCGUACUCGGUGCAAAAGGUAGUUUAG